Ceratina calcarata is the source of this 2391-nucleotide messenger RNA. Its product is annotated as ATP-dependent RNA helicase DDX24. Gene Ontology annotation, molecular function: RNA helicase activity; ATP binding; nucleic acid binding. The transcript is spliced from 9 exons. NCBI's taxonomy places the organism in Eukaryota, Metazoa, Arthropoda, Insecta, Hymenoptera, Apidae. The coding region runs from base 72 to 2345 and encodes 757 amino acids. The record is from RefSeq and is a predicted model, not a curated record.
CCACGUGCUUUCAGUCUCCCACAAUUCUAAGGUUAAAACGUAGGGAAGUGAUUUUCGUUCAUGCGAGAAUUAUGACUAAAAAGAAGUUUAGACAUUUGGGUGAAUGGAAACCAUUGAACUUGGAAGGUUCUGUACUUUCCGGUGAUGUUGAUGGUUUAAUCGGUAUCGAGGAGUUAACCGAUUACAAAUUAGAACAUGAAUAUGAUAAAAGAAAGAUUGUAAUUAGUAAUGGUAAAAGUAGCAACCAGACAGCUAAGGUAUCACCAAAACGUAAACUUUCUAAUAGAUGGCAAGAGGAAGACGUAGAUACUAAUGAAUCACGAAAGAAAGCAAAAGUACCGAAAUCUCAACAAGUAAAUCAUAAAGGAACGAAUAAUAAGAAAAGAGUGAAAGAUCCACUUCCUACAAAUGAAAUACAUAAAUCUGAAGAUGAUCUGAAUGAAAGUGAUGACGAUGAGAAUGUUCCUGAUAUGCAACAGUGGAGUAUGUUAGGUGUACCAACGCCUGUACUAAAGGCAUUGAAGGAUCAACAAUUUUAUCAGCCUACACCUAUUCAAGCUUUAACUCUGCCACCGGCAAUAUUGGGACACAGAGAUAUCCUGGGUGCUGCUGAAACUGGCAGUGGAAAGACGUUAGCAUUUGGCAUACCAAUUAUAAAUGGUAUCUUAGAAUUAAAGAAUAAGGACUCGGAUAAAUCAGAUGCAGAAUCUAGUUCAGCCAGUACAAAUAUUGUGAACAAAGGUUGGAUUUGUUCAGACACUAAAGUUGAACAGGAUGAAGAUAGUUCUUUGGAAUCUGAUUACGAGGAAGAAGAUGUAAAUGAAAAUAGUGUAGGCUGUGUACGUGUAAUUAAUAAUGUCGAAUUAGAGAAACCACGGAAUUAUGCAAGCAAACCUCUGUACGCGUUAAUAUUGACCCCAACUCGUGAAUUGGCUAUUCAGAUUAAAGAUCAUUUGUCCAAAGCAGUCAAGUAUACAGAUAUAAAAAUAGCAGUGGUAUUAGGAGGAAUGGCUGCAGUUAAGCAAGAGAGACUAUUAAGCAAAGGUCCUGAGAUCGUAAUUGCUACACCUGGUAGAUUGUGGGAAUUGAUUCAGCAGGGCAACCCACAUCUCAGUCAAGUGGAUUCUGUCAAGUAUUUGGCUAUUGAUGAAACAGACAGAAUGUUAGAAAGGGGCCAUUUCCUAGAAUUGCAACAAUUGUUGGAGAAGAUAAAUACUAAUGAAAAAAUGUCGAACGCGAGGCAAACAUUCGUAUUCUCUGCCACGUUAACUAUGGUCCACGAUAUUCCAGAAUACUUGCAGAGGAAAAAGAGAAAACACGUCAAGAGUCGAAUACACAAGCUUACGUCCGGUCAAAAGUUACAAAAGAUUAUGGACUUGGUGGGAAUUAAGAAUCCGAAAAUCGUUGACGUUACAAAAGAAUCAGGUACCGCGAGCAAUCUAACGGAGUGUCGAAUAGCGUGUACGAUAGAUCACAAAGAUUAUUAUUUGUAUUACUUUUUGAAAAGACACGCCGGCAGAACGUUAGUGUUCUGUAACAGCAUCGGUUGCGUAAAACGCUUGGCUACACUUUUCGGUAUACUCGAAUGUAAACCAUUACCAUUGCACGCGAGUAUGGCGCAAAGGCAGCGAUUAAAGAACUUGGAAAGGUUUCAAGCGGACGAGGACGGACUGUUGAUAGCUACCGAUGUAGCCGCGAGAGGUUUAGAUAUUCCAAACGUCGAGCACGUGAUACAUUAUCAAGUUCCCAGAACGAGCGAGAGCUACGUGCAUCGAAGUGGACGAACAGCGAGAGCGCAGAAAGAAGGCAUAACUGUUCUUAUGAUGGAACCGUCGGAAAAACAAAAUUACAGUAAAUUGUGUAGAACUCUCGGUCGUACGGAAGACUUACCCAUGUUCCCUGUGGUCGAUCGGCUGCUGAUUGCUGUUAAGGAAAGGGUUGAUAUUGCCCGAGAAAUUGACAAGUUGGAGUUGAGAAGUCGCAGGGAUAAUUCACAAAAGGGCUGGCUACGCAAGGCAGUUGAAGACAUGGAUUUGGUUCUGGAAGAGGACGAAGAGGAAUUAGCGUCGGAUAUAAAGGAGACAGCAGAUUUGAAGCAUCAAUUGAAAGUAAAGAAGCGACAAUUGGCAUCUCUUAUGUCGAAACCGCUGUUUCCAAAAGGAUUUUCAGGGAAAUAUCCUGACAUUAAUGUAGAAUUAAAAAUGAACGAGAAUAAUCAGAAAGCCGUGGAUAUCAUGAAGAAAGUAAUAGAAGAAAUUCCAAGGAAAAAGAAAGAAAGAAAUAAGAAAUCUUCAGGCGCGAGGAGACUAUUUAAAACUAAAUCUUCGAAAAGGAAAAAAGUAUAAUUUGUAUUUUUCUAUGCAAAAUAAAGAUGUUCAUAUUCUUUACGCA